ACGUAGCUCAGUUCCUGUAAAACCUCAUUUCUCACUUCAUGCUACACAAUCAAUCUGCUCUGAGAUCUGGAUUACACUGGCUGGAGGGUAAAGACCGGAAAGAUCAUGGAGAUGAAUUUGAUUGUCUUGCUAUGGAUGGCGACUGCCCUGGCGACUGCAACGGUACCUUCACCCACAGACGUGUUGGAUGAAAGCAACAAGACACUGACGGGCAUUCCCCUCACCUACAGUUCAAGCAUAACCAAGCUAAUCCUACACCAUAACUCCAUCACGAUGAACAGCUCAGAUACCAAGAGUCUGAGUAAGCUGACCAACCUAAAAGAGCUGGAUCUAUCAUAUAACCAUAUAGAGGUGCUGGCUGAUGGGGCCUUUUCUGGCCUUGAAAAGUUGGAAGUUCUCAAUCUCAGUGGGAACAGAUUGAAAACAGUCAAAAAGGAAGCUUUAACUGGUCUGAAUCAUCUCAAGAAGCUGGAUCUGCAGGAGAACCCAUGGCAGUGUGAUUGCCUUUUUCUGCAGUGGAUGAAUGAAUCUGGAGUGCAGAUAGAAGGAGGAACCUGUGCUUUUCCGAUUAAACGCAGAGUCCUGGAUCUGAUCAGUGAAUGCUCCACCACAGCACAGCCAUCUUCAGUUACUUCCAGCACAACCACCACUACACCCAGCCCAACCACUGCUCCUCUUCCUCCUCCUCCUCCUCCUCCUCCUCCUCCUCCUACUGCCACCACUACCACUGCCAAAGCCACUAGGUCUACUACUACUCCUACUACUACAACUACAACUAUCCCUACUACUACAUCUACAACUACUACUGCUACUACUACUGGAGCUACAUCUGCUGCUCCUGCAUCAACAGCAGUCACUACUGCCCAGUGGACAUCGCAUUUACUGUCACCCAACUUACGCAAAACCAACAUUUCAAACAAAGAUUCCUUGACAGACACUGAUAAAACUGGGAAGCAGGAGCCUGGAGUGAGCAACACCUGGAAGUUUCUGGCCGGAGUGAUAGUCAUCGCUCUCUGCACCUCUAUGUUCAUCGUGUGUGCCGUCAAAUCACCAUCGUGGUACAAAAUGCUGUUUAACUACCGACACCAGAGGCUCCGCGAGGUGGAGGAGCCCAACAUCUUUAGCACGGGACGCUACUCCAACUUCAGCCUGGACACGGAGCAGACCGAGACCAGCGCCUACGAGCUGGACCAGGGUCCAGAACAGCCGCUGGAGGAUGAGGAUGGCUUUAUAGAGGACCGCUACAUCCAGCCGGAGGACUACAAAGAGCACACGGAGGACUACAAGGACCACUCUGAUGCUGAUGAAGUAUGAACUCUGAUCUGAGAAGAACAUGACUGAAUUACGGAUGGGAAUGUUUACCCUUUAACACUUUCCUUGAUAAAUAAGAAGCCUUUAUAAUAUGGCAAUGCACAGGAAUGAGUUUUUCUGUUUACCAAUCAACCAAAUACCUUAUGUUUAUGAGCGUCCACAAUGCAUUAAUAAUAUGCUUUCACAUCUGCGUUUCUUUACCAAAGAUUGUUGGGUAAGCUUGUGCAGAAAAGCUAUCCAGAGUGAACUUCACACAUACAGUAUUCAGAGUGUAUUCGUAUGUAUGUAUGUGUAUUUAGACCAAACCGUUGUGGAUUUCUUUGUAAAGUUGUACAGAAAAUACACUACUCACUACUCAUAGCCUACAGGUAUUGGCCAACAUAGAGGAGUGUGUCACAUGUUCCAUAAGUGAAUAAAGAUUUAGAUAUUUUCGAUGGUUCUUAAUGCUGUUCGUUUUUACAAACUACAGAUACACCAAAUAUAUGGCAACCAAAAUUAUUCAAAUCCAAAAAUGUCUAAAAUGUUCAGCAAAAUAUGUGGAAAGACCACAUAAUUUCUACAGAACAAUGACUAUAUUAUUUGUAAUUUAUUUUAAUCUUAGCAUUAUAGUCUUUUACGGCCCAUUUUUAACGACAAUAGUAAGAAAUAAGGGUGUCACCAUGUUUCCCUUUCCAUAAUUUAGCAAGUAAACAAAACUGUAAUUCUUAUUUCUUUCAAAGUCAAACGAGCGCUGGAUGUAAAUCUACACAAAUUCUCUCCUGAAAACUGUUUAUUUGGGUAAGUAAAGUAAAGCGCUUCUGUUUAUUUACAGUAAACUUAGAUUUCCAGUGUUUUAGCGCAGUUAACAGCAGUAGCCACGGUUAGCAGCGCUUAGCACUGGUAAAUGCCGUCCAACAGCGCAACACUGAGGAACCCUGAGUGUUUUGGUAACCCAGGGUGCUAUCAGCUAGCGGUUCAUCCCAUGUAGUUUAUUUUAAUACGGUAAACACACAGACUACAGUCUGAUAUACUUGCCUCUGAACGGCAAAAGAGCUAGUGCUGUGGUUAGCGGCUAAUGCUAAUACUAAUACUGCUCCAGCCUCGGUGCUGGAGAAACUUCACUGAAAACUCACACUUAUAAGGAUGUCAGCUUCAGCAGAGUGGCUUUACUGCUUCUUACAACCUGACUGGUAGAAUUCAUACGUAAGGCAAAUCCAGAUUAUGAGGUGCCCUGCCUUUUUUGGGGGGAAAAUGAAAAGAUUUUAGGUGUGCCUUAUAGUGUGAAAAGUACACCAAAUUAUAUUGCUGUAACAAAUAUUUAAUUUUGUUCAGUUUUUUGGAAAUGCUCAAUUCUAAGCAGAGAGACAGAGUUGUAUAGUGUUGUGGAUAAUGAAACCAGUGUUCUGGAGCAAUUAACUUUUACAUUUAUGGCAUUUAUCCAGGACGACCUACAAAAGUGCUGAGUCAUCAUGUGCUAGUAUCGAUAGACUCCAAAUUCUUUGAUGCCAUCAGUCUAUAUAUUUCAUAAUUUACUGCUCCUGGUAACCUUUAUCUUCCUUCUGAAUAGAAUUACAAUCCCACACUUCCCUCUAUUUGCAACUUUUGUGACAAUGAGUGUAUGUAUAAUGGUAUUUUCUUUGUAGAUGACCUGGGAGCACCCCCUGUUUCCCAGGACAGUGAAAUACAUUUAUCCUGCCACUGCAGUGCCCUCUACUGACCUGUAUUAGAAAUGCACUGCCUGCUGACAGUGGAGCAUGUCUGAUGUUUGUGAGGACUCUGAAAGCACUUACUCUCUUCGUUCCGUGAAAAUGACGUCCAUGCUCUGGGCUUCUCUGUCAUUCUGCGCUCUCAGCUAAACAUGUGAGGAGAAAUGUGAUGUGAAGACACUGGGAUAUUCAUGUAAAACAUUAAGAUUCUUAUAAAUGCCAAUAAAACGAGAUGAUACCCACCA
This is a messenger RNA of Astyanax mexicanus (Mexican tetra), 3241 nucleotides long. Its product is annotated as leucine-rich repeat-containing protein 19. The coding region runs from base 106 to 1314 and encodes 402 amino acids. Gene Ontology annotation, cellular component: plasma membrane. The transcript is spliced from 5 exons. Gene Ontology annotation, biological process: interleukin-8 production; positive regulation of non-canonical NF-kappaB signal transduction. The record is from RefSeq and is a predicted model, not a curated record. Gene Ontology annotation, molecular function: signaling receptor activity; protein binding. NCBI's taxonomy places the organism in Eukaryota, Metazoa, Chordata, Actinopteri, Characiformes, Acestrorhamphidae.